AUGAAGGUGUUUUGGCUUUUGGAGCGUCUGUUUUUCUCAGUCUUUGGUGUAUUGAUCUACAAGUAUUGCCUGGGCAUGAUUAUCAAUCAGAUAGCGCCAAGCAGCCAGAGCCGAGCACCCAGCGCUGAGCACCCAGAGCAGAGCACCCAGAGCAGAGCGCCCAGCGCCGAGCAGCCAGAGCCGAGCUCCCAGAGCAGAGCGCCCAGCGCCGAGCAGCCAGAGCCGAGCUCCCAGAGCAGAGCGCCCAGCGCCGAGCAGCCAGAGCCGAGCACCCAGCGCCGAGCACCCAGAGCAGAGCGCCCAGCGCCAAGCAGCCAGAGCCGAGCGCCCAGCGCCGAGCAGCCAGCGCCGAGCACCCAGAGCAGAGCGCCCAGCGCCGAGCAGCCAGGGCCGAGCACCCAGCGCCGAGCACCCAGAGCAGAGCGCCCAGCGCCGAGCAGCCAGGGCCGAGCACCCAGAGCAGAGCGCCCAGCGCCGAGCAGCCAGGGCCGAGCAGCCAGCGCCGAGCACCCAGAGCAGAGCGCCCAGCGCCGAGCAGCCAGGGCCGAGCGCCCAGAGCAGAGCGCCCAGCGCCGAGCAGCCAGGGCCGAGUGCCCAGAGCAGAGCGCCCAGCGCCGAGCAGCCAGGGCCGAGCACCCAGAGCAGAGCGCCCAGCACCGAGCAGCCAGGGCUGAGCACCCAGAGCAGAGCGCCCAGCGCCGAGCAGCCAGGGCCGAGUGCCCAGAGCAGAGCGCCCAGCGCCGAGCAGCCAGGGCCGAGCGCCCAGAGCAGAGCGCCCAGCGCCGAGCAGCCAGGGCCGAGCGCCCAGCGCCGAGCACCCAGAGCAGAGCGCCCAGCGCCAAGCAGCCAGAGCCAAGCGCCCAGAGCAGAGCGCCCAGCGCCGAGCAGCCAGGGCCGAGCACCCAGAGCAGAGCGCCCAGCGCCGAGCAGCCAGGGCCGAGCGCCCAGCGCCGAGCACCCAGAGCAGAGCGCCCAGCGCCAAGCAGCCAGAGCCAAGCGCCCAGAGCAGAGCGCCCAGCGCCGAGCAGCCAGGGCCGAGCACCCAGAGCAGAGCGCCCAGCGCUGAGCAGCCAGGGCAGAGCACCCAGAGCAGAGCGCCCAGCGCCGAGCAGCCAGAGCCGAGCGCCCAGCGCCGAGCACCCAGAGCAGAGCACUCAGUGCCGAGCAGCCAGGGCCGAGCGCCCAGAGCAGAGCGCCCAGCGCCGAGCAGCCAGGGCCGAGUGCCCAGAGCAGAGCGCCCAGCGCCGAGCAGCCAGGGCCGAGCGCCCAGAGCAGAGCGCCCAGCACCGAGCAGCCAGGGCUGAGCACCCAGAGCAGAGCGCCCAGCGCCGAGCAGCCAGGGCCGAGUGCCCAGAGCAGAGCGCCCAGCGCCGAGCAGCCAGGGCCGAGCGCCCAGAGCAGAGCGCCCAGCGCCGAGCAGCCAGGGCCGAGCGCCCAGCGCCGAGCACCCAGAGCAGAGCGCCCAGCGCCAAGCAGCCAGGGCCGAGCACCCAGAGCAGAGCGCCCAGCGCCGAGCAGCCAGGGCCGAGCGCCCAGCGCCGAGCACCCAGAGCAGAGCGCCCAGCGCCAAGCAGCCAGAGCCAAGCGCCCAGAGCAGAGCGCCCAGCGCCGAGCAGCCAGGGCCGAGCACCCAGAGCAGAGCGCCCAGCGCUGAGCAGCCAGGGCCGAGCACCCAGAGCAGAGUGCCCAGCGCCGAGCAGCCAGAGCCGAGCGCCCUGCGCCGAGCACCCAGAGCAGAGCACCCAGUGCCGAGCAGCCAGGGCCGAGCACCCAGAGCAGAGCGCCCAGCGCCGAGCAGCCAGGGCCGAGCGCCCAGCGCCGAGCACCCAGAGCAGAGCGCCCAGCGCCAAGCAGCCAGAGCCAAGCGCCCAGAGCAGAGCGCCCAGCGCCGAGCAGCCAGGGCCGAGCACCCAGAGCAGAGCGCCCAGCGCUGAGCAGCCAGGGCCGAGCACCCAGAGCAGAGUGCCCAGCGCCGAGCAGCCAGAGCCGAGCGCUCAGCGCCGAGCACCCAGAGCAGAGCACCCAGUGCCGAGCAGCCAGGGCCGAGCGCCCAGCGCCGAGCACCCAGAGCAGAGCGCCCAGCGCUGA
Messenger RNA from Dryobates pubescens (Downy woodpecker), 2088 nucleotides. RefSeq names its product serine/arginine repetitive matrix protein 2-like. The record is from RefSeq and is a predicted model, not a curated record. NCBI's taxonomy places the organism in Eukaryota, Metazoa, Chordata, Aves, Piciformes, Picidae. The transcript is spliced from 2 exons. The coding region runs from base 1 to 2088 and encodes 695 amino acids.